GUGCAAGCGUGCGAAAAACUAUCCAGUCUGUAUCCGGACAAGAGACGCUCCAGGCCAGUACUGCGCAACUCGCCCCAUCAUGGACGACGCCAACGAAGCCGCGACGAUCGCCGAGGCCGAGAUGCUGCGCACGCAAAGUACCUUCCAGCACGGCGACGCGGUUGCUAUGGAGCCCACCUAUGGUGACGCGCAACUCGCCGAGAGCUCGAGCGAAGGCGAGGACGACGACGAGAGCAACAACCAGCUGUACAUGAGUCUCGGUGCGCAGUAUGGCAAGGAGUUCAAGCUCGCGCGGCAGCAGAAGGAGCGCGCGUCCAUGAAUGCGAUUCUGAACCGGCACAAGAUGAACCACUCGUUCGGCGCAGGCGACGACCACAGUCAGGGCGUCUCGCUCGGGCCCGAGCGCCACUCGAUGGGCCACGAGAUGGGCGACUACGCGCGCAUGGAUCGCGUGAGCAACUACAGCGCCGUCUCGACUGUUCGACAGUCCAUGUUCAUGAUGCCCGUCAUGGAGUCGUUGCCGGAGCGCGACGGGUUGGACGAUGUCCUGGAGGACUUUGAAGGCUGGAUGCACAAGAAGGGUCAGCGCUUCAAGAGCUGGAAACUUCGGUACUUUCAGCUGUCGCAAAAGGAGAUCAAGUACAGCACCGAGCCGGGCGGCAAGCACAAGGGCGGCGGCGUCGUUCUCGGCGUCGAGUACCUCACGAGCGUGGCCUUUGGGCUCACGAUCCGGCUCGCCCCCAACCGCGCACUGGACGUCUACGCCGAGUCAACGGACGAGCUAAGAGCUUGGUUCAAGCGACUCUCUCGGGCUGGAAGCGCUCCAAUGCCGCAGCCAAGCGGGCCAAACGUUCGUCUUCAAGCACAGUACUCCCGGGCGUCGUGGAAUACGCCACACGACGCGCUUCCCGAGCCCAUCCAUGUGCCCAUCGAUCUGCCACACGUGCAGUACGAGCCUCCUUCUGCGCAGUUCACAUCGGCGGAACGGCAGUAUGAAGCCCCACAAGUGCAAUAUGAGCCGCUUCAAGUGCAAUAUGAUCCUCCACAAGUGCAACCUCAAGCCACGGACGCCUCUGGCAGCGAGGUGGAGCCGCAAGACGAAGAGAGCGCGCCGGCUCCCGUCGACGACGCGCCGUUGGACAUCUUGUUCCAGAAGCAGUCCAUUACCCUCGGCUCGAUGCCGCCGGUGCCGUCCAACGUCUCGUCGACCUCGUCGGAAACGCGGCAGCGUCGCAUGAGCACUGCAAGGUCGUCGGCGGUGCAUCGCUUGUCGCAAGUGAGCAGUCACAGCGGUAGCAUCCAUCUCGGUGGCAACGACGCCGACGAGGUUGUGGAAGGCUGGCUCUUCAAGCAAGGUCGCAUCGUGAAAAGCUGGAAGCAGCGGUACUUUCGACUCCUCGACCACACGCUCAGCUACCGCGAAGCGCCGGGUUCGACGCACCUCCUCGGCCACGGCUGCGUGGUCGGCGUCGAGCGAAGCAACACGACGCACACGUUUGGCCUCACCAUCGCGCUCGAUGGGAACCGGACGCUGCACGUAUACGCCGAGACCGACUACGAGAUGCGCAAGUGGCUUCGCGCGCUCACAUCCCUCGUGCAAGCCAUGCCACACACGACCGGGGAGACGCUCUUCAAGCAGUCGAGAACCCACGGCGCGUUCCUUAAGAACUUUUCUGGCUGGAUGUCGAUUCCAUCGGGCUUGUUCAACGCGUCUCUCAAGCGCUGCUUCUUUACGCUCCACGGUGCCGAGCUCACGCAGUCGGACGAUGCGCCGGCCCUCGUGACGCGCACCGACACCAUCCAUCACGUCGUUCCGUGGCCGGGGAAACCCAAUGGCCUCGAGUUCCACAUGCGGAGCAACAAGGUCUGGAAGACGGUGUGUCCGUCGCAGUCGGCGGCCGCCGCGUGGCUUGCUGCCAUCAGCGACAACCUCAAGCGACAAGACUUUACAGUCGAGCGCUUCCUCAAGCGCUGCGUUGUGAAGGAGCUGCCGACCAUCAUGUGCGGCUGGGCCACGCAAAUCAACAACACGCGCCGGGGCGUCCGGCAGUUUUACGUGCUCGACAACCUGCGUCUGAGCGUGGCCUGCGACGUGGAUGCCAUUGUGCAGCCGAUCGACGUCGUCACGCGCGUCGCGCCGUCGUCGGUCGACUGCGCGUUGGAAGUCCACUUUGUGUCCGAGCCCAUGCUUGUGCUGCAGUGCGACUCGGUCGACGGUCUCCGGAAUUGGCACCUCGUGAUCCGCACGUGCUUGAAGGAGCCCAUCCGCCAGUCGUUCCGGUGUCCAUAGCUCUCCUGCCAUUAUAAACUGCUAAACUAUAUACGAACCCUCUUCAAGUUGACGAGGGGAGCACCA
Messenger RNA from Saprolegnia diclina VS20, 2356 nucleotides. RefSeq lists its product as hypothetical. Bases 80 to 2290 code for a protein of 736 amino acids. The record is from RefSeq and is a predicted model, not a curated record. Lineage: Eukaryota; Oomycota; Saprolegniomycetes; Saprolegniales; Saprolegniaceae. The transcript has a single exon.